AGGGUUGGAGGGCGGUGUCUCUAUCGGGAUAAAUCACUUGCAAACAGGAUUAACGUAAUCCCAAAAUGGUUUUUAAGUAUAUUUAGAGCAGAGUAACAAAUAGGGAAAAGUAAUAGUGUUUAGAGACAAGAAAGGCCAUCUGUGAAUGGAGCCUGAAGAUCCCACAAGGAUACUGACCAAAGUGCUGGAAUCAUGGGCAGAAUUUUCUUGGACCACAUUGGAGGCACCCGUCUCUUCUCCUGCGCUAACUGUGAUACCAUCCUGACCAACCGCUCCGAGCUAAUCUCCACACGCUUCACUGGCGCUACAGGGCGAGCGUUCCUCUUCAACAAGGUGGUGAAUCUGCAGUACAGUGAGGUGCAGGACCGGGUGAUGCUCACCGGACGACACAUGGUCAGAGAUGUCAGCUGCAAGAACUGCAACAGUAAACUGGGCUGGAUCUACGAGUUUGCAACAGAGGACAGUCAGCGCUACAAGGAGGGUCGAGUGAUCCUGGAGAGAGCCCUGGUGCGGGAGAGCGAAGGUUUUGAAGAGCACGUCCCCUCUGAUGCCUCCUGAAGGAACCCAACCUUUCCAUGGCCCUUUCUCUUCUGUUUCCUUGCUUAAAAGAAGAAAUACUUUUUAUUUAAAAAGCAGUUAUCCUUCUUUGUGUACAGUGUCAGCUUGGCAUCCAGCCUGACGUUGUGUUGUAAUGUCUCUGUGCACACACUGCGUAAACUUGCAGCGUUACAGUAGGCAGUCUUGGCUCUGUAUUGCUCUCAGUUCUUCUAUUUAAGUUUUUUUUUAGUAUCUUUUUCUUGCUGCCUGUGACAUGCUGGGUGUCAGCUCGUCUGAGCUUGUAAAUCUGCCCUGUGGGAUGGGAUGGGUGGGGGCGGGGUGC
Messenger RNA from Mobula hypostoma (lesser devil ray), 880 nucleotides. RefSeq names its product yippee-like 5 (gene ypel5). The record is from RefSeq and is a predicted model, not a curated record. Bases 193 to 558 code for a protein of 121 amino acids. The transcript has 3 exons. Lineage: Eukaryota; Metazoa; Chordata; Chondrichthyes; Myliobatiformes; Myliobatidae. Gene Ontology annotation, cellular component: ubiquitin ligase complex.